CUCAAACAAAUUCAAAUGUUCUCAUAAUCCUCCAACUGAGGAACAGAAAGACAGCAAGGAACAGAGAGAAACAUUUCUCAGUUCUGUUGUUUGUAUGUGAGAGAGAGAGAGAGAGAGAGAGAGAGAGAUACUUAUCCAAAAAAGUAUGUGAGAUAGAUAGAUAGAGAGAGAGAAGCCGUUCCAUAUCUGAAUUUGAGCUGCACCAGCUCUAAAAUUCAUAAAUAUAACCCUAUUUGGCAUGAAACUUAGAGAAAACCUACUGUGAUCUUUUAGGUUUCGCCGAAUACUGUAGAAUAGAUUGGCCCAAAUGGAGAGUAGCGAUGUGUACAGAGUCAACAGUGCACGUCUGAGCAGUUCUAACAUAUGGAGGAACAGUGGCAUGGAAGUUUUCUCAAGGUCUUCUCGAGAUGAAGACGAUGAAGAAGCACUUAAAUGGGCUGCUAUAGAGAAACUUCCAACAUAUCUACGUAUAAGGAGGGGCAUACUUGCUGAAGAAGAGGGAAAAGCAAGAGAAAUUGACAUAACAAGUCUUGGGUUGAUUGAGAAAAAGAAUUUGUUAGAGAGGCUUGUGAAAAUAGCAGAGGAAGAUAAUGAGAAGUUCUUGUUAAAACUCAAGGAGCGCAUUGAUCGAGUUGGACUUGAUAUUCCAACCAUUGAAGUUCGGUUUGAGCAUAUAACAGUGGAUGCAGAAGCAUAUAUAGGAGGCAGAGCACUACCUACAAUAAUCAAUUUCUCUGCUAAUAUGUUAGAGGGGUUCUUGAAUUAUCUUCACAUUCUUCCAAGUAGAAAAAAACCACUACCAAUCCUCCAUGAUGUUAGUGGAAUCAUCAAGCCUGGCAGGAUGACAUUACUCUUAGGCCCGCCAAGUUCUGGAAAGACUACAUUAUUAUUGACAUUGGCAGGAAAACUUGGCUCAGAUCUGAAACUUUCAGGGAGAGUUUCCUACAAUGGCCAUGGGAUGGAUGAGUUUGUUCCACAGAGGAGUUCAGCUUACAUAAGUCAAUAUGAUCUCCAUAUUGGAGAAAUGACUGUCAGAGAAACAUUAGCUUUCUCAGCAAGAUGUCAAGGUGUUGGAACCGGUUAUGAUAUGUUAGCAGAAUUAUCAAGAAGAGAGAAGGUGGCAAACAUUAAGCCUGAUCCAGAUAUUGAUAUUUAUAUGAAGGCAGCAGCACUAAAAGGGCAGGGGGGCAGUGUAAUUACAGACUAUAUUCUCAAGAUCUUGGGACUUGAAGUCUGUGCUGAUACUAUAGUAGGGGAUGAAAUGGUACGAGGCAUCUCUGGCGGGCAAAAAAGGCGACUCACAACAGGAGAGAUGCUGGUUGGACCGGCUAAAGCACUUUUCAUGGAUGAGAUAUCAACUGGUUUGGACAGUUCAACUACUUUUCAGAUUGUAAAUUCAAUCAGGCAGUCCAUCCACAUCCUCAAGGGAACUGCUAUUAUCUCCCUCCUCCAGCCAGCACCAGAAACCUAUAACCUAUUCGAUGAUAUAAUUCUCCUUUCUGAUGGGCAAAUUGUGUAUCAAGGUCCCCGUGAAAAUGUGCUAGAGUUCUUUGAACACAUGGGUUUCAAAUGUCCCGAGAGAAAAGGAGUGGCUGACUUCUUACAAGAAGUGACAUCAAAGAAGGAUCAAGAGCAGUAUUGGGCUCAUAGAGAUGAACCUUAUAGUUUUGUUACCGUCACAGAAUUUUCUGAAGCAUUUCAAUCGUUUCAUGUUGGUCGGAGGCUAGGUGAUGAACUUGCUAUUCCGUUUGACAAGGCCAAGGCCCACACCGCUGCUUUAACGACUAAGAAGUAUGGUGUUAGCAAGAAGGAACUAUUGAAAGCUUGCAUAUCAAGAGAACUCUUGCUUAUGAAAAGGAACUCAUUUGUUUACAUUUUCAAAAUGUGCCAACUUAUUCUUCUCGCUUUUAUAAUGAUGACAUUAUUUCUAAGAACCGAGAUGCCACGGAAAACGAUAGCAGAUGGCUGGAUGUUUUUGGGUUCUAUGUUCUUCACGUUGAUGAUGAUCAUGUUUAAUGGAUUUUCAGAGCUUGCCCUGACAAUCAUGAAACUUCCAGUCUUUUACAAACAAAGGGACCUACUUUUCUAUCCUUCAUGGGCAUUCUCUCUACCCACAUGGAUUCUCAAGAUCCCAAUCACACUUGUAGAAGUGGCCAUUUGGGUGUUCAUGACUUAUUAUGUUGUUGGCUUUGAUCCAAACAUUGAAAGGUUUUUCAGACAGUACUUGUUACUCCUAUGUAUUAACCAGAUGGCAUCAGGACUUCUUCGACUCAUGGCAGCACUAGGAAGGAACAUCAUAGUCGCAAAUACAUUUGGCUCAUUUGCGUUACUUGCAGUUUUAGUUAUGGGAGGAUUCGUCUUAUCAAAAGAUGAUGUAAAGCCGUGGUGGAUGUGGGGUUAUUGGAUUUCACCUAUGAUGUACGGGCAGAAUGCCAUAGCUGUGAACGAAUUCCUUGGGAAGAGUUGGAGACAUGUUCCUGAAAAUGCAACAGACCCGUUAGGUGUUUUAGUCUUGAAAUCUCGAGGAAUUUUCCCAGAGGCACGUUGGUAUUGGCUGGGAGUAGGAGCUUUGAUCGGAUAUGUUCUCCUAUUCAAUUUCCUAUUCACUGUGGCCCUAGCUUAUCUCAAUCCAUAUGGGAAGCAUCAGACAGUUCUAUCUGAAGAGACCCUAACUGAGCAAUCAUCAAGAGGAACAAGCUCUACUGGAGGAAACAAAAUUCGAAGUGGAUCAUCCAGAUCAUUGUCUGCAAGAGUGGGGUCCUUUAACAAUGCUGAUCAAAACAGGAAGAGGGGAAUGAUUCUUCCUUUUGAACCUCUUUCCAUUACUUUUGAUGAAAUCCGAUAUGCAGUAGAUAUGCCACAGGAAAUGAAAGCACAAGGCAUACCUGAGAACCGACUAGAACUUUUGAAAGGCGUGAGCGGUUCUUUUAGGCCAGGAGUCCUUACGGCUUUAAUGGGUGUUAGUGGUGCUGGAAAAACCACUCUAAUGGAUGUAUUGGCUGGCCGGAAAACUGGUGGAUAUAUUGAUGGAAGCAUCAAGAUAUCUGGUUACCCAAAGAAUCAAAAGACAUUUGCUCGCAUAUCAGGAUAUUGCGAGCAAACUGAUAUCCACUCUCCUCAUGUUACAGUCUAUGAGUCCUUGCUUUAUUCUGCAUGGCUUCGGUUACCUCCUGAAGUUGAUUCUGCAACCAGAAAGAUGUUCAUUGAAGAGGUAAUGGAGCUUGUGGAACUGAAUUCAUUGAGGCAAGCACUAGUUGGAUUGCCAGGUGUGGAUGGUCUCUCAACCGAGCAGCGCAAGAGGCUGACCGUUGCAGUCGAGCUUGUAGCAAACCCAUCUAUAAUAUUCAUGGAUGAACCAACCUCUGGGCUUGAUGCCAGGGCAGCAGCAAUAGUGAUGAGAACAGUGAGGAACACAGUGGACACAGGACGAACUGUGGUGUGCACUAUCCACCAGCCAAGCAUUGAUAUAUUUGAUGCUUUUGAUGAGCUAUUUCUUUUGAAACGAGGAGGAGAAGAAAUAUAUGCAGGCCCAUUAGGCCACCAUUCUGCACAUCUGAUUAAGUACUUUGAGGGAAUUGAUGGAGUCAGUAAGAUAAAAGAUGGUUACAAUCCAGCAACUUGGAUGUUGGAAGUGACUUCAGCAGCACAAGAAGCAGUUCUAGGCAUUAACUUCACCGAUGUGUACAAGAACUCUGAACUAUAUAGGAGAAACAAAGCAUUGAUCAAGGAACUCAGUACACCUCCUCCGGGUUCAAAAGAUCUUUACUUCCCUACUCAAUAUUCACAAUCUUUCUUCGCACAAUGUAAGACUUGCUUAUGGAAGCAACAUUGGUCAUAUUGGCGAAACCCAUCAUACACAGCAGUGAGACUAUUAUUCACAACUUUCAUAGCUUUAAUGUUUGGCACGAUAUUCUGGGAUCUUGGCUCUAGAAGGCAAAGGAAACAGGAUCUCUUCAAUGCAAUGGGUUCCAUGUAUUGUGCUGUUCUCUUUAUUGGGGCACAAAAUGCCACAUCGGUGCAGCCUGUUGUGGCCAUUGAGAGAACAGUCUUUUACAGAGAAAAAGCUGCUGGAAUGUAUUCAGCUUUGCCAUAUGCCUUUGGACAGGUCAUGAUUGAGCUCCCAUACAUACUCAUUCAGACAAUCAUCUAUGGAGUUAUAGUGUAUGCCAUGAUUGGUUUUGACUGGACCAUGACCAAGUUCUUUUGGUAUAUCUUUUUCAUGUACUUCACCUUCUUAUACUUCACUUUCUACGGAAUGAUGGCCGUGGCUGUCUCUCCAAACCACAACAUUGCUGCCAUAAUUUCCUCUGCCUUCUAUGCAAUAUGGAACCUUUUCUCAGGAUUUAUUGUUCCACGAACAAGAAUUCCUGUGUGGUGGAGAUGGUACUAUUGGUGUUGCCCCAUCUCUUGGACUUUGUAUGGAUUGAUUGGUUCACAAUUUGGCGACAUGAAGGACAAACUAGAUACAGGUGAAACAAUAGAAGACUUCGUAAGGAGUUACUUUGGGUUUAGAAAUGACUUUCUGGGAAUUGUUGCAGCUGUUAUAGUAGGGAUACCUGUGCUAUUUGGAUUCACCUUUGCCUAUUCAAUAAAGGCAUUUAACUUCCAAAAAAGAUAAGUUGCCUAUAGAGGAAUACAAAUGAAUUAGAACAAGGUUUAAUCAUUGUUCUUUUCCUUUUGAAUCUACAGCCACUAGAUAAAUAAAAAAAUUACCAUCAACAUAUGAUUUACAUUAUAGAGUUUGCUUGAUUUUUUUUUUUUUUUUUUUCCCUAUAAUGAGACUGUUUUUGUCAAAGAACUCUACAAGUCCAUGUAAUUAAUCCCCUUGGCAUGUAUUGAAUGUGAUCAGAAAACCUUUAUAUAUGUGUGUAUGUGUAGAGAGAGAGAGAGAGAGAGAGAGAGAGAGAGAGAGAGAGAGAGUCACUAUAAUAAUGAAGGGAUUCAGAAGAAGCAAAACCUUGAUCGAGGAAUUCAAGGGCAUCUCCCCACAAAAAAUGUAUAAUUCCCACUUAAUACUUUGGGAUUGAGGACAAAGCCUUUAGAAUACUACCUCAGUCAGGAUCUCAUGAACAUCAUUCUUAUGUAAUAAUGUUUAGAACAGUAUUUCUGAGACCUUAACUCCAAAAGGCAGUCUUCUGAGGCCUAAGAGUUGACAAUGGCUCAUAGGAUUUAUGAAAUUCCCAACAGGGUUAAUUCUCAGUUCCCAAUUUGUUUAA
This is a messenger RNA of Vitis riparia (riverbank grape), 5216 nucleotides long. RefSeq names its product pleiotropic drug resistance protein 1-like. NCBI's taxonomy places the organism in Eukaryota, Viridiplantae, Streptophyta, Magnoliopsida, Vitales, Vitaceae. Gene Ontology annotation, molecular function: ATP hydrolysis activity; ABC-type transporter activity; ATP binding. The transcript has 24 exons. Gene Ontology annotation, cellular component: membrane. The record is from RefSeq and is a predicted model, not a curated record. Bases 308 to 4618 code for a protein of 1436 amino acids.